Amoebophrya sp. A120 is the source of this 7332-nucleotide messenger RNA. NCBI's taxonomy places the organism in Eukaryota, Dinophyceae, Syndiniales, Amoebophryaceae. The record is from the annotation of a GenBank genome assembly.
AGUGUAGAACUGGUGAACCGAUCGUCUUUUUUCGAACAAGUAGAACCUUGUAUUGUUUUCCUACUUUGACUUUGUUCAUGGGAAAAUCGAUCUCAAUUUCGUCUGGCGCAUGAAUAUGGAAGCAAAGGCAAAUCUUUGACAAAAAUUGAUGUCAAAAAAGGGGUUUUUGUUUCAAAAAAUGUGAAAGUCGCCCUGCACCUCCCCUUAUGCACGGAAUUAUGAAUGAUCCGGCUUCUUCCUGAAGAUAUCGCAAGAAUAGGUUUUCUCCCUACUACACCUCCGACGGAAGACAAAGGCACGGGAAAUCCGGUUCUACCAAAGUUGUAGGCGUGGCCGUGUGAUUGUUGUACCACAACGCAAUGACGCCUGGCAUGGGGGAGAAAAUAGGAUCUGCGGAUACCGCGGAAACGGAGAAGAGGAAACAAGAGGUGGAAGCCUCCCUGACCAGCUACGCCAGCCAUGUGCAAUACUACCUGGAUUUCUGCCGGCAGCUUCCGAACAGCAACAAGAAGUUCCAUACACUCGCAGCGCUGGUACACCUUCACUUCGUCUGCUCUUGCCUUUGCAUUAGUUACCGCCACCUAGAAUUUGUACGAUUUUUUACUCGGUACUUUUUCGCAAAUAAUCAAUGGCACAGACAAGAAGGUGGAAAGAGAUCAUAUGACUAGAAGAUAGCGUUUUCCUGGAAGAGCCUCCUUCGUGUAAGUUAAUCUAGUAAGCGAUUGCACCGAUCAUGUGCUUCUUGUUUUAUCAUAACGGGGCCGCUCCCCUGUGCCUAUAGCAAUGAAUUUGGGAGAAUUGUCGUCAUUUGACUUACUCAAGGCGUUGCUGAAGGAGAUGAUUCAGAAGGCCCAGUUGGUAACCGCAAGUGUGAGUCAUCACCUCCUCGAGCCGGAUCGUUUGGAGCUCUGCCGGUACGUGCAGAAAAUGAACGGAGAUGAGGUACUAAGCGAGUACCAAAAAAUAUUAUACCGAUCGAAUGAAAUGUGAUGAUUUACAAACUACCUAGACCUACGCAAAAGUCCGAGUUGCUAAAAAAAAAUUUUGUUGUGACCGUGACCGCAGAAGUAGCAGCACCACCACCACGAUGCAAACCAAAAUUUUUAUGAUGAAUAAAAAAUGAAUGACAUUAGGAAUGGGAGCGCAAUGUGGUGCACUUGCAGAAGUUGGUUCUGGAAUCCGUUCGCACGAAGUUAGAUCUCGCGGCACAGGACGCAGAGCCAAGCUGCUACCCCAGCUCCAACGACGAGGAGCAGCAGUUUCUGAAUUACGUAAACAGCGAGUACCAGCCACAGCAGGCGUCUGCAGGGCCAGUGUUGGCAUUGGCCCCGGCGACAGCCCCCGCUGCGAGUACAACAGCUUCACCUCCCGGCGCUGCACUAGUCGGCAAUGCCCUAACGCCCGGGGGGGCACCGCUGUUGAAGCCCGCUACCUUGCCAGCUAUCUCUCUCACACAGCAGCAGCCGGUUUUCACCGCCGCCGGAGCCGGGGUCGCCGCAUCGCCGCCGCGUCAGCAGUUCCAGCAGGUAGCACCCACCUCGUCCGAUAAUUUCGCUUCCACGGUCACCGGUUCCGACGAUGGGGGUGCGGGAGCGACGACCAACGGAGUUGCCGUCGGAGCGGGUGGAGCCAGGAGUAGCAGCAGUCCCGGUGGUCCCGAGAAUAUGAACAACAAGAAGGCUAUCGUGCCCGAGUUCAUUUCCAAUGCCGCGAACUGGUUCUUUGGGAGCAAAGACGCACCAGCCGGAGUGGACCAGGCCGGGGGUGGAGCGGUCGACCCAGCCAGCAUGGUUCAGUUCGAACCGGUGGACGGCAGCUCCCUUACUGUUGUCCCCGGCACGAAGCCGGUUCCCGGACAGCUUCAAGCGCCAAACCUGUUCGCUGGCCUCGCUGCUCAGCACAAGGAGAAGCAAAAUGCAGAGGUACUUAGAUAGAAAAUCUUGCUAGUACAACUGCUGCUCCUGCUACUACGUCCAUUUGUUGACUUCUUGUCAUCUCUUAGUCUACUACUUACAUGACACAUGCAAGUAGAGUAGAAGGCGAAGGGAAAACCGACGACUGCCUUCAAGAACAGUAGCAGAAGAGCUCUCUAAAGGGGGCCGUAAGACGUGCAUAAGUAGAACAAGACAAUGUCGCGUCCUUGCUCUAGUGCUUGCCACUGCUUGUUCGAUGUUGAAAUUAUAGCGCUUGCAACAACAGAACGCGGCUGCUGCGGCUGCAGCACCGACCCUGCCCGCCGUUGGCUCCUCCUCGUCGACUAGCAAGGUCAUGCCACUUACCCCGCCAGCGAUACUCGGUGUGACGCCCACAUCACUGGUCGCGGUAGCGUCACCCGGGGUAGUCGCCCAAAAAUUGUCAGCUGCUGCUGGUGCUCAAGAGGACGCAAGCGUACCCGAGCUGCACAAAAACCCUUCAAAAACGAGAAACCCGGAAGACGCCCGGGAGGAGGCGAGCGGUACGGAGCCAGCGGCAGCCACUGCACCACGCGACCAGAUGGUGUCUGCCACCAUGGAAAAUCCAAACACUACGAUUCUUGCAGAAGAUGCGCAGCAGGCAGGACUGACCGCCGCUCCCGGCUCAGGCGCGCCUAUACUGCCACCGUUGGAUCCAAACACGUUCAGCUUCUUCACAAAAGAGCAAGAGCAGCCACCGUCGAUGGAGGUGAACCUCAAAUAUUAUAGCCGGUCCCGGUGCCGGCUUCUUUUUACUUAUAAUAUCUUCUUGUGAUUGACCUUGACGUGGCUCUGCCUCCUCAGCGUCAGUAGAACUACUUUUCGCGUUGUUUCAACAUACAGGAACUACAGGGGAUUGAUACCAUAUCAUAUGUCGUGUGCUAGUGCUUUGGUUAGCUUAUAACCCACAAAGCCUGUUGCCCCCUUACAGGAGAUGAUGGCGAAGGUGAUGACGACCAUGAGCCAGCCGUUCGAAUUCAAGGCGCGGCCCGAGCUGAACGUCCGUCCCCUGCAACCUCCAGAGGCCCAGAAGAUUCGGGCGAACGCCGUGGGAUUGAAGCAAGAGAGCGAUACGAUCCAGCAGAAGAUGAUGGAAACGAUUAAACGGUUUCACUCGGUGGCGGGUCAAUUACCGCCCCAGAAAUUCGUGUCCUUGGAUGCGCAACCGCUUAAAUUUUUAAACGUCGACCCCUUGCACAAACAAGGACCACUCACUCUGGGGAAGGUUGCAGCAAACCCAUUGGCGUUCAGCAGCAACAAUCUUGCGGACGGGGGCGCACCGCCUCAGGUAUAAUUGUUGGAUGUAAAUGCACAAUCUUCAACGGAUUUGCAACUCCAGUUGAGUUCCGGGAAUCAUGCUGAAAGAAAGAACCCGUGAUUACGGUGAGUCGUUCACGUUCUUGUAGUGCGCAAAAAUAAAAUCAGAAAACUACACAGCUGCAGGGUGGUGUGCAGCGUAUGGGCACCAACUUCAGUAACGCCGCCGUGGGAGGACCCGUCAACGGCAACAUCGUACAAGUUGGCCGCGGGACGGAAGUUCCUUCGUGGCAACAACUACAGGGGGCGAUGGGUCAGAUGCAGCAUCAACCGCACCAGAGAGGCACAUCCAACUCGUCGUCAAAGGAAGGAAUCCUGAACCAAGUUACGCGUGUGGAGCCGAACGUGGAGUAUUAUUCCACCACCCAUAACCGUUGGAUUCCGGCGGUGUUGCUGGGAGAGAACAGCGAUGGCACACUCCGCCUUGACGUGAAGAUGUGUGCCCCGGUAGAGCGCGUCCGUCUCCUUCCAAACUUCCAGCCGCAACCAGAAAAUCCAGGGGCAGCAAUACACGACGUCGUCGACCAGGUUCUUUCACGGAGUAAAAGUUGCUGGUCUACUACUACUCUCGUCGUGCACGCAACCUGGCAACAUCUGAUCUUAUUUAUUCUAAUUACGGAAUAAAGUUUGCUGUGAGCAGCAUGCAGCACGGGGCAACAAGUAAACAAACUAACAAUAUGUAGUUGAUGUUGAAAAAUACAGUCGCAUCUUAUAAAAAUAUGAGGUCCCGCCCACGAACCCGGUCCUGACUCAACCUCAGCUCGGUGCCGGAGCGUCCAUGGCAGCGCCACCUGCGCCUGACCAGAUCAUCUCCGCCGAUCCCUACUACCUACCCCGCAUGGUAUGGCCUCCUCACGUGUUACACUCUCAGCUGUUACACAGCAAAGACGUUUUUGUUUUUCAACCUAAAUAAAUCUGCGUCGCCUGCUCUUUUCGCAUUUUCAUCUUCAAGCUACGCAUCACAAAUGUGAGAUGUUCAUCUUCAAAGCGAUAAUGGACAAUGGCGAUGAAUGUCGGUGCGGUUGUUUUAGCAUCACACAUGUGAGAUGCCUCGAAAAGGGUCAAGAUCUUUGCAAAAUUUGUCAUCCGAACGGCGCAGCGUGUCUUGCUUUUCGUUUUCCUUUGCUGUUUUGCCAUGAAGAACGCUCUCGAGGGUGUAAGUAACGCCUGAGAAAGUAAUCGAGUUGAGAAGGCCAUACUCGGCGCCCCCCUCUUCAGAACAACAGCAACAGCACGAUGCGCCCCGCCGGUCUGGCGUCGGCUGCGGUAUCCCAGACGUGCAGGCUUUAUCAAAUUUGGGAGCAGGUGGCCCCGGAGGCGCAGCAGCUUCCUCCAGCAAUCCCGGUUCGUGCCUCAAAAAGGUCUCCGACCCUCGAGGUCUUGCCGAGGCUGAAAGCAAGGCAGUGCGGUUCAACCAAAAAACUUCUGUGUACUCCGCAGGUGUGCGCGACAGUUGCGCUAACCCCCCACAGCUAGGCAACUUUGCCAACGACGGGGGAGGCCAGGUACGGACGUUACAAUGUUCUUGCAAGAACGACCGCAUGGAUAUUUAGAUUUACUGAAUUUGAAUAAUUGAACUAUUUAAAAAUAAAUCAAAAAAAUAUCGAUGCGCUCAGCGUUGAUGCGAUUUUUGUGAUGCUUCUUAGACUACUGCUCUAGUAAACUUUUUCGGAAUUGCAAGCACAGUCAACACAAGAAUAUAUGUGAUAAAUACGUGUGGGAAUAUUAUUCCCAUAAGAAUAUUAUUCCCAUGCGUUGUACUUCCUGAAAACCCAAAUCGUGUUUGAUCCUCGUGGAGUGAUCAUCCUUCUAUUUACUGCUUCAGGGUCCCGUUCUUGCAGAUCCAGAAGACGACCGAGAGCACCACCUGCUUGAUACCGAAACGCAACAGAUCCUGGAGAUGCACAAGCUCGGUGAGCGCUACCGUGCCUUUUCUGAGAGGGUUUCCAUGAGCCUCAACAACAGCCAUGUCGCUGAGGAGCCGUCCUCAAAGCGCGGGAACCCUACUUCGACGAGCGCCAACGAGUAAGAUACAUUCUACAUUUCCUCACUUUUUUUGUUAUGCUCCUGUUUCUUUCCAUUCGGAGUUUCUGAGCGCACGGACGCGAUAAUCCUGCACUCAAUCUUCAGAUGCAAUUCACAAUUUCAGCAUUUUCAUUGCUCUAUUGUACCUAGUGACAACUGUAAUUCGUGAAAUGGAAUAUACUAUCAUAUUGCUCUUUUUCCCUUUCCAUUCGAGCGUGGUGAUUCCAUUUAUUGUGGGAGCGUAGAGAAGUUGCGUCUGCCUAUUUUUGUUCUUCACAUCUUGUCGUGCUUUCGUGCGAAAUACGUGUAUAUUAUGAAAAUGAAAUAUCCCCAUGAGUCCUAAUUGAAUUUGACGGUCCAAAAAUGGACUUUCAGAACUUCGCGAUCUGUGACCUGCCCGAAAUUCAUGGAAACUAUUGACGAGCUCCACGGUAUGUUGGUGAAGUUGCUUGAGGAUCCCAGCCUGGCCGAUCACCAAGAGGCAGCCCGCAUAUCCGCCCGCAUCGAAGACCACAAGCGCCGCGUCUCCGAGUUCCGCACGUCCGCUGGUGCCGCAUCACAGCACGCCGAGCAGUAUGAAGACCGCAGAGUAGAUCCUCAGGAGUGCUACGAGCAGGACCAUGCUGAACUAGCGUACGAAGAGGAUCAUGUUCUUGAUGCUGAGGAAGCAGAAUUACAUGACCACGAACGGAGAUUGGAGGAAAUGCGACAGCGCGCGGUAAGGAAUAACGUCAACGGCGAAAUCAUGGUCGCAGACGAUUCGGACUUCCUGGAUCCGCGCGACGCCGGUGUGCUCAGCGGCGGGCCGCAUGAAACUACCAUGUCCUCCGAUGCGCUACCGCCGCAUCUGGUGGCCCCGGAACACCAUAUGUUGACACAAGACGAGGAUGACAUUGAGCAGUUUCACGACACAACGGGUCGGGGAUAUCAGGACGUCGAGCGUCGUGGUUUCCGAAGCGAUGAGCAGUUCCUCUCCAGCCGCGAAGAGGAGGACGUGGGGUCCUACAAAAAUAAAUACGGGAACGACCAUUCGCAGUCCGUCGGUUCCCGCCGCGAAGUGGAGGAGGAGCCCUCGGUGGGCCACGGUUUGCCGCACAACUAUGUGCCAGAGCAGCACCAGCCAACCGACAAGUCUCGGGAAUUCUAUCGGAACGGUCGCAUGUACAAGGCGUCCUACAGUGCCUCCGGAAACAAAUCGGAACCAGAACAACCCAACCGAGCAACGUGGUCUCCUCCAAAAAUGUCAUCUGAUUUCUCUAGCAGAAAAGAAAAAGACAUGGUACGUGGCACUCUUACAUUUGUUGAUAGGAACAGAAGUUGAAUAUCAUAUCUAUGAGUCAUACCUUUACGUACAACAGUAGUAGCACAACCGCUUGUUUCACAGUCAUCGUCAUCAAAAAAAUUGGCUCGUGUUGACAAGUACUGGCACAACUUGAUGGUGUGUUUAGUGUGUUCAUAUCGGAAGAAAAUCUCGUUUCCAUUCCCAGUGCACUUUUCGCCUGAAAUAAAACUGCAGACACCGCCGCUGCUUCCGUUGUCUGCGACCAAAUCCGGGAAUUCGACGAGACCGAAUAUCCGCUAGAACGACGUCCCCAUCGCAUAGUCAUCGUCAAGCCGGAAACGUUGUUACACAAAUCCACAAGCUUCCGGAGUCGCGCAUCAUGACAAUUAAUUUUCUAUCUGGUGUAGUGUAGCGUAAGCAGGUUCGCAAAGACCACAGCCGCAUCACAAAGGCCGCAUCUGGAUCUGCUAAUCCUAUUUACCGCCAGGACUACAAAAAUCCGACUCAGGAUGCCUCUCAUGAGGAUUCGCAGUGAUGUUCCUGCAGAUGCAAAUCCGCAUGACAACUCGAACAUCUGCGGGGCAGCCGGGCGGGCGGGCACAGAAGUGUGCUGCAAGUGCAAAUGCAAUCAAUGCCUUUGUUUAGCAUGGCAACCCUGGGGUGAGGACGUUUUCACUGAGGAUACCGGAGCGCAUGUUUUCAGGGCGGGUAGCUGACAACGCGUGGAUGCGGAAACGUCAGGAGCAGGAGGACUGA